Molecule: messenger RNA, 2295 nt
Organism: Mixia osmundae IAM 14324
Lineage: Eukaryota; Fungi; Basidiomycota; Mixiomycetes; Mixiales; Mixiaceae
Exons: 4
Coding region: 1-2295 (764 amino acids)
Biological process (GO): L-tryptophan biosynthetic process
Source: RefSeq, a predicted model, not a curated record
AUGGAUUCCAAGCCACUCCAGGCACGGAUCCUCAUCCUCGACCACCAUGACUCGUACACCAACAAUUUGCUCCACUUGCUCACCCGGCAUCCUCUCAACUAUACCGAUGCGGAGCUAGAGCGCAGAAUCCUCGUGCGACACCAUGAUACGCUCACUUGGGAUCAGCUCAGUCAUGAUAUACUGCCAGAAAUUGACAUUGUCAUCCUUUCGCCCGGUCCAGGUCGACCAGAUCGGCUCGAGGACUUUGGCCUCGCGCAUCGUUUGCUCAGAGAAUGCGAUAAGCCCAUCUUCGGUAUCUGUCUCGGUCAUCAAGGCAUGGCCACCGCCUUUGGCGGCCUGAUCGACUCUGAGCCUGAUCUUGUCCAUGGUCAAGUCUGCCAGAUCCAAAUCGAGUCAUCGCAAGGGCUCUUCAAAGAUCUUCCGCCCGUCUUCGAUGCUGUCCGCUACAACUCUCUGACCGUGUCCGAGCCAGAUUUGCCACAUGAGCUACAAAUAACGGCUUACUCGACGUCGCCAGAUGGCCGCCCAAGCAUUAUGGGUCUCCAGCACACGAGCAAACCGAUAUGGGGCGUGCAAUUCCAUCCAGAGAGUGUCGCUUCGACCUACGGCGCCAAUAUAUUGAGCAACUUCCUCGACAUGGCGACUCGUCAUCUAGAUUUGCAAGAAGAUCGCGCUCUGAGCCACAAGCUGCAGGUCAGCUCGGCUACUCAUUGUCGCGACACGGUCAAGCCUCUCUUGGCAAACGUCAAGACGGCUUCCAUGGCUGCUCAUCAGUUCCAAGCAGCAAACCCAAAGGAGCCGGCUCAAGUCUUCCAAACCAUGUGCCAAGGCAUCGCACCUGGGCUGGGCGAGAUCUGGCUCGACAGUGCCCGUCCGACUGCUCAUUCUCGUUGGUCAUAUCUGGGCAUACCUAGCGCCGCUCUCUCGUAUCGACUCCAGGAACGUGUCUGCACGCUCAAAUCAAUCUCUGGCCAGAUCGAGGAAACGCUCCUCAGCAACGAUCAAUCAUUCUGGUCGUACGCCUCUGAUCUCCAUCGUCAUCUUGCAGACGUCACGGAUGUAUCGAGCGAGUGCGACAUACCCGUAGGCUGGUAUGGCUACCUCGGCUACGAGCUCAAGCGUGAAUCGCUGCCUGCCGAGUAUCAUGCAGAUCCUGCCCGACAAGCCGACGCUCAGCUACUCUUCUGUCCUCGCGUUCUCGCCUACGACCACGAGCUUCGGACCUGGCAUGCUCGUGUGCUCACCGGUCGAGCUGAGUUACAUGGUAUCCAGUUCGCUGUCGAUGAAGCAGCGGCGGCCGAAUGGCUAAAGACGGUCGAACACUUCCUCAACAGCGGCGAUACUACGCAGGCGAUCCAAGCUGCUGCCCUGCCUGCUGCAACGAGCUGUGUUCCUGUCAUUCAAGGCUCGCAGUAUCGGCGCAAGAUCGAUCAGACUCGCUCGUACAUCCAAGCAGGCGAAUCUUACGAACUCAAUCUGACGAACAAAUUUGACUUGGUGCCGCAUCAAGCGACAAAGAUUGACCCUUUCGCGACGUACCUUCAGCUUCGCGCAAACAAUCCGGCUCCCUUUGCUGCUUAUCUUGCGCUGCCGGGCUUGCGCGUUCUUUGCUCAUCGCCCGAGCGAUUGCUACAGAUCUGGCCGACACGGGACAAUUUCGAGGAGCGACGAAUCCAGAUGAAGCCCAUCAAGGGUACAGCUCAGCGCAAUAAGCUCGAUGCACUCAAAGAUGCGCAAAUCGCAAAGACGCUCCAGCGUGACCCUAAAGAACGCGCAGAAGGUCUCAUGAUCGUCGAUCUCAUUCGAGCAGAGAUGGCCAGUUUCUGUCAUCCGUCGAGUAUUGAAGUGGAUAAGCUCUGGGCAAUAGAGUCUUUCGAGACCGUUCACCAGCUUGUAUCGACUAUCUCCGGCACGCUCAAAGCUCAGGUCGGUCCUUUCGAAGCGAUUAAGCGAUGCUUUCCUCCCGGUUCGAUGACGGGCGCUCCCAAGCUUCGAACGAUGCAGUUGCUCGAGGACUUGGAGGACUACAAACCUCGAGGCAUCUAUUCUGGUGCACUUGGCUUCAUCUCAAUCGACGAUCGCGUCGACUUGAGCGUCGUGAUCCGUACGCUCACAAUUGCCACACCAGAGCAUGAUAACGUCGAGUCACGAGCUUUCGACUCGGAUCAGCUUCACAUGUCCAUCGGGGCCGGCGGCGCAAUCACUUGGCUCUCGGAUCGCGAGGCAGAGUGGCAGGAAGCCUGUCUUAAGGCAGCCUCGGUCGCAAAGUCCCUUGGCGUGGCUACUCCCUCUUGA